This is a messenger RNA of Brassica napus (rape), 1489 nucleotides long. Its product is annotated as afadin- and alpha-actinin-binding protein. NCBI's taxonomy places the organism in Eukaryota, Viridiplantae, Streptophyta, Magnoliopsida, Brassicales, Brassicaceae. The transcript is spliced from 13 exons. Bases 163 to 1263 code for a protein of 366 amino acids. The record is from RefSeq and is a predicted model, not a curated record.
UUAAUCUCGCACUGUACACUUCCCCCAAGAUAGAUCUAUCGGAGAGAGACACACAUUCACUUCCCUUUUUUUCGACUUCCAACUUUGUAAUAGAGGUGAAAAAGCUGUUUUUGUCUCUUCCUACUCUUCCGGCGUCAACGGCGGAUCCUUCGUGUGCCAACGAUGUCAUUCACUGCGCCGGAAUUCGAUCACAGAUUUGGUUUCUCAACGAUCGGGGAGGAGCAUAGUUUCGCCGAUGUCGAUAACCUGGAGCACUGUGUGAAGUACUUGAACCAGAGCUUAGUCACUUACGGAUUCUCAGCCUCGCUCGACCUCUUCGCUACCGAUCCUGUUUCGAUCGCGAGGACUUGUAAUUGCAUAUACGCUUUGAUUCAGCAGAGGCAGCGUGAUGUGGAGUUCAGAGAAUCUACCAAUGAUCAGAGACAACGACUUUUAUCCGACAUGGCGAGACUGGAGGCGAAAGUUGAGAGGCUUGAGAAUCAAUUGCAAUCCAAGGAGAGGGAGCUUGGUUCUGUCACAAGAACGGAAGCCAAAAACACAGCCGCUUUAAAGGCUCAGAACGAGAAGCUACAGAAAGAGAGAGAUGAGUUUCAGCGGAUGGUCAUUGCUAACCAGCAAGUCAAGACUCAACAAUUACAUGAAACAAAGAAGAAAGAAAAAGAGUAUAUAAAGCUACAGGAGAGGUUAAACCAAGUCUUGAUGGAGAAGAAGAAAGAAACAAGAUCAGGCAUGGAGAUUAUGAAUCUUCUCCAGAAAGAAGGGAGACAACGUGGAACAUGGACUGGGAAAAAAACUGAUUCUGAUUUCUACAAAAGGAUUGUAGAUGCAUACGAGGCUAAAAAUCAAGAACUAAUGGCAGAGAACACUGACUUGAGAGCGCUAUUGCGAUCCACUCAGGGAGACAUGCGUUCUUUCUUGAAUGCUAAUGGAAGAACGAGCUUAGACCCGUCUCAGUCUCCUUUAGGCGGGAAGACGGAUGUUUUCGACCUACCUUUUCGUAUGGCUCGAGGUCAGAUAGAAGAUAGUUUACGCUCGAAGAUGGUUAGCAUCAAGGAACGUAUGGGUCAGUUAGUAGACGCACAAAAAGAAGUAACAAUUACUUCAGAAGCGUCAGAGAGGGAACUUGAACUCGAAGCACAACUCGUCGAGGCACGUAGUAUUAUUCAAGAACAGGAAUCUAUAAUGUCUAAGCAUUUGCCAAAGACAGACCGGAGAAGAAACUCAGCUCCUCCUUCACAGUCUCUCAGUGGACUUCGUGGCUGACUUAGAUUGUGGACCUCUCUGGUACAAAAUAUAUCAAAUCUCUUAACAAGGAAAUGUCUCAUGUCUUUUCUAAUCAAUUUACAGAAGAGUUUAUAUGAAUUAUUAAUGGAUGUGGAUUCGUAUUUGUAACAUUGUACAGAAGAACAUCUCGGUUGUUUAUUUUUGGAGAUAGUUACAUGAUAAGACACUUUUCUAAUCAAUAACAAUUUGGGUACUUUCCGACACC